This is a messenger RNA of Caenorhabditis sp. 36 PRJEB53466, 1473 nucleotides long. NCBI's taxonomy places the organism in Eukaryota, Metazoa, Nematoda, Chromadorea, Rhabditida, Rhabditidae. The record is from the annotation of a GenBank genome assembly.
AUGAGCUCCGAGAGAAAGCGCCCCACGGAACAAAUCCAUUGGUCUGCUGUCCCGGACAAGAAGCCAAAAAUUGAAGAACAAUCAGAGCCGGAAGCUGAACUUCCGAAAAAGGCUCCCUUGCCCGAAUCCGUGGAAGUUGUUAUCAGUUCUCCGGCCCCCAGAGGAAAACGAGAAACGGUGGUUACAGAAAGCGGCGAGAAGUGUGAGUUGAUAGCAAGGAAGCAGUCACAUUAAAUGAUUUUUUCAGUCACCAUUGUGAAACUGAUUGCUGAGGGAACCUUUGGAAAAGUGUACCACGUAACUGAUAAAAACGUACGUUCAAAACUCGUCUUUCGUCAUUAUAUAUCAUUUUUUCAGAAGAAGGAAUGGGCUAUGAAACUGUCGAAGAAAAGAAAUCGUGUAGUUCGGUUUUAUGAUCACGAAAAGAAAGUGAGUUACCUAUUCUCAAUUUUAUUUUUAUAACGUGAUUUUCCAGAUGAUGGAUAUGAUUGGCUCAGAAAACCACAAAAACUUGAUGCCGAUGUGCACUUUCGGAGAACUUACUACCAAUUUGGAUAAUUGUUCUCCAUGGAUGAUUCUCAUGCCACUGUUGGGACCUUCUGUCCGCGAAGUGAUGGAGAGGGCAGAUGACGCUAUUCUGGGCGUCUUCCAUUCUUUCCCUGUGGAGGACAUAUUCACUAUCGGGAAACAACUUUUGGAAGCCUUGGAGGUUCUCGACCAAUUAGGAUUGUUUCAUUUGGAUCUAAAACCUGAAAACAUACUUUUCAACAAUCCGAAUCUGGAUGUUAAAUUAGAAAAAUUUAAUAACAGCACUUACCAUACCGUGGUCAACGACUUGCACAUCAGGCUAGGAGACUACGGUAAUACAACCAUCGUCACCAGAGGCGAGGAGCAAUUCGGAAAGGUUCAGACACAAUACUACCGAGCUCCCGAAAUAUUCCUUGGUUAGUUGUGGCUUUGGAAAUUUAAUUUCAAUCUUUUUUUUUCAGGACUGCCAUACAUAGAAACAACGGAUAUAUGGUCAGUCGGCUGCGUACUUGCCGAGCUCUACACGGGCGAAAUUUUGUUCAAAGGGCCGAGAAGUAAACCGAACAGACCGGCGGAUAUCGUGCAGUUCUUCAUGAUGAUGGAUGUCCUUGAUAAGGAACCAUCGCUCGACCAGAUGGCCGAAGCGGAAAUUAUGCAGUAAGCAAUAUUCCUGGUAUCGAUAUGAAUAAUAUUUUUGUUUUUAGAAGUCCACAGUACUUGAGAAUAGUUGCUAAUCGCAGUUGGGAAGAUCAAGUGGGACCAUUCCUAUUGCUCAAGGUGAGUUGAAAAGUGAUUGGCUGUUUUUAAAGUAUCUUGUUACAGGAAAACAUCCGUAUAGAUGACACCCAGGAAAAUGUAGAAUAUUUGUUCAUCGUCAUCGACUACUUACUCAACUUCGACGCAAAGCGCCGGCCUCCUGCCUACUAUGCAAAGAAAUACCUCUAA